UUUCAAAGCAAUAAUGGAAGUUUCAUCCUUGAGCUCAACCUUAUUUCCCAAUAGGCCCUCUCAUGGCUUUAAUCCUUUCUCAAAAAAGUGGCAAAGCCAAAGGCUGAUUCCGGCUCAAUAUGUUUCAUGCAAAGCAAGAAAGCUAGCUAUUGAGGUCAAAGAGAUAACCACUGAAAACUUUUACAAGAUGCUAUCGUUGAAUCCGAAGAGUGCAACCAAUGAAGAAAUAAAGAAGGCGUAUAGGUCGAUGGCACUUCAGUACCACCCAGACGUGUGCCUAGAUCCUUUAAGGAAGGAGAAGUGUACGAGGAUGUUUGUGCAGCUCCAUGCAGCUUACGAGACAUUAUCGGACCCGGUACUCCGACAAGAGUAUGAUUAUGAACUCGGCUUGAUUACAAGCAAGAGGAAUAAUAGUAAGAAUGUUAAUGGUGGAGGUGAAAGAUGGAGAAGAAGGUGGGAACAGCAAGUGGUUGAGUUGAAGAGAAGGUCUGAUACAAGGAUGGCUCAAAAGGAAAAUUCAUCAUGGGGUAGUAGAAUUAGGGCUCAAAAUAUGAAAAAUGAUAAAUAAUGAAUCAUCAAUUCAUUGAUUAAUUGUGUGUGUGUGUGUGUGUGUGUGUAAUUAAGAAUUUUUCUGUCAUAUGUUUUUAAUUUGAUGUCAACUUUUUGUGCUAAUUAAUUAUAUACAUUCUUGGGACAUGAUUCUUUCAGCAUGUAAGCAUAAUUCUCUGUUGAAAUCAAACACAUGUAUAUUUAAAAUGUUUUUAGAGGCUAUUUUGUGUAAAUAAUAUUACGAG
Molecule: messenger RNA, 794 nt
Organism: Prosopis cineraria
Lineage: Eukaryota; Viridiplantae; Streptophyta; Magnoliopsida; Fabales; Fabaceae
Product: chaperone protein dnaJ 20, chloroplastic-like
Exons: 1
Coding region: 14-568 (184 amino acids)
Cellular component (GO): chloroplast
Source: RefSeq, a predicted model, not a curated record